GUUCCGCGUUGCAGAGCAUUUAAGUCCUGCAGCAUUUCCGGCAACUUCUACUCUCUCUUGCUGCAGGAGAGCAUCUGUCACCAUGACCGACCAAGGAGCCUUCGACACCAACGUAGUGACCAUGACCCGGUUCGUUAUGGAGGAGGGAAGGAAGGCUAAAGGCACCGGGGAGCUGACAACGCUGCUCAACUCGCUGUGCACGGCGGUGAAGGCCAUCUCCAGCGCCGUGCGUAAAGCUGGGAUCGCACACCUUUAUGGUAUUGCUGGCACCACCAAUGUGACUGGUGACCAGGUGAAGAAGCUGGACAUUCUGUCCAAUGAUCUGGUCAUCAACAUGAUCACGUCUUCCUUCACCUCCUGUGUGCUGGUGUCUGAGGAGAACGAGAAGGCCAUUAUUAUAGAGCCAGAAACCAGGGGCAAAUACGUUGUUUGCUUUGAUCCUUUGGAUGGCUCUUCCAACAUCGACUGUCUCGUCUCCAUUGGGACCAUCUUUGCCAUCUACAAAAAGGCCACAGAUGAUGAGCCUUGUGAGAAGGACGCCCUGCGGCCGGGCCGGACCCUGGUUGCCGCGGGCUACUCCCUCUACGGCAGUGCCACCAUGAUGGUGAUCUCCACCGGACAGGGAGUCAACUGCUUCAUGCUCGACCCGGCAAUUGGCGAAUUCAUCCUGGUUGAUCGGGAUGUGAAGAUCAAGGAGCGAGGCAAGAUUUACAGCUUGAAUGAAGGUUACGCAAAGUACUUUGACCCCGCUGUCACAGAGUACCUGCAGAAGAAGAAGUUCCCUGAGGAUGGCAGUGAGCCCUACGCAGCCCGUUACAUCGGCUCCAUGGUGGCAGACGUGCACCGAACGCUGAUGUAUGGAGGCAUCUUUUUAUAUCCAGGAAAUGUGAAGAGCCCCAAAGGAAAGCUGCGGCUGCUGUAUGAAGGCAACCCCAUGGCCUUCAUCAUAGAGCAGGCGGGGGGCUUGGCCUCCACCGGCCUCGAGCCCCUUCUGGACAUCCAGCCCGAGAGCAUCCACCAGAGGGCUCCAGUGGCUCUGGGCUCCAAAGAAGACGUCCUGGAAUACAUCUCAAUCUGCCAGAAACAUGCACAGAAGAAGUGAGACCGCACUGACUCACUCUCACACCCAUCACGGUCGGGCAAACAACUUUGUUUCCCAAACUGGAAGUCGGCUUUUUUUACGACGCUUGAUAAUGGUUUCUUACUUUAAAGAAAUGUGGAGUUACACGGUUUUGAAUAUCAUUUGAGCAAUGCUCAUGUUCUGCUGAUACAUAAUAGAAGAAAGGUGGUUCAAUCGGAAACAUGAACGCUGUACAAUAAGCUAAAUUACACACACAUUCCACACAAAGUUACCAAAGAUGAAAAGUGCCAACAAAUAACAAGACAAUUGCACUUUUAAAAAAAACUGAAGAAUUGUUUACCUCCAGUUGUGCCUUUUUCCUUAAAAUGAAGAUACAUUCUAGUCAGGGGACGGACCAAUACAACCUCUAUGCAUACACCAUGAUGCCUUUUAAAUAUGUGAAUGUUGGAGUCUCAAUAAAUUCAAAUGAGUCUUAAGAAGACAA
Messenger RNA from Trematomus bernacchii (emerald rockcod), 1565 nucleotides. Its product is annotated as fructose-1,6-bisphosphatase 1-like. Gene Ontology annotation, molecular function: fructose 1,6-bisphosphate 1-phosphatase activity. Gene Ontology annotation, cellular component: cytoplasm; cytosol. The coding region runs from base 83 to 1102 and encodes 339 amino acids. Gene Ontology annotation, biological process: sucrose biosynthetic process; fructose 1,6-bisphosphate metabolic process; fructose metabolic process. The transcript has 7 exons. Lineage: Eukaryota; Metazoa; Chordata; Actinopteri; Perciformes; Nototheniidae. The record is from RefSeq and is a predicted model, not a curated record.